Harmonia axyridis is the source of this 5626-nucleotide messenger RNA. RefSeq lists its product as uncharacterized. Bases 142 to 5397 code for a protein of 1751 amino acids. The transcript has 16 exons. Gene Ontology annotation, biological process: protein dephosphorylation. Gene Ontology annotation, molecular function: protein binding; protein tyrosine phosphatase activity. NCBI's taxonomy places the organism in Eukaryota, Metazoa, Arthropoda, Insecta, Coleoptera, Coccinellidae. The record is from RefSeq and is a predicted model, not a curated record.
AGAUACCACACUCGACACUCAGUACAAUCUAGCCACCACGACAUACACAUUAUUAAUUUAUUAGUCGACAAAAAGCCGACGGUCUGAAUCAAAGUGCGCGAUGAUGUCUUGAUAUUUGAUAUUCCCGGCUCGAAAUACACGAUGCAGGAGAAAUGUUCAAUUGUGAGAAUUUCGAUUGUACUGUUGUGCGUUGGUGCGGUCUUGCCCGCCUCGGCCGGUGAGCUAGAAAAACUUGCACGAGUGCAAAGUGAAAAUGAUAAAUCGGAUUUGCAUGGAUUAGACGGUAGAAACGCUUCGAUUGGAGACGCAUCUGUAGUUAAUCCUAGUGUGAAGCAAGCUUUGUACGAUAACUCUGAGUACUCGAGUGACGGAUCGCUUAAAAAUGAGUCUUUUCCGAAUAUAUAUAGUGAAAAUGAGUUAAUUUCGAACGUGAGAGCAACGACUCAAUCUGGAUUAACUGCAGACGAAAAUUCAGAGCCAACUGAAGCAUCCGAAGGAUAUGGUUACAAUGAACAUACUUCCAGGACGUCAGAGUCUUCAGAAGAACAUUCAGAAAGCGGUAGCACUGAAAGCACUUCUCAGAAUGACUAUACCAAAAUGUUAGAGACACUUGAAGCAACAACAGACGAUGGUACAAACGAAUAUACUUCCCAAAAUUACCAUACCAAAAUGUUAGAGACUGCUGAAAAAACUACAGAAGAUCGUAGCAUUCAACACACUUCUCAGAAUGAUGAUACUAAAAUGUUAGAGACUGCCGAAGAAACUACAGAAGCUGGAACCACCAAAAAUACUUCCCAGAAUGACCAUACCAAAAUGUUAAAGACUACUGAAGAAAUUACAGAAGAUGAUAGCAUUGAACACACUUCUCAGAAUGUUGAUACUAAAAUGUUAGAGACUGCCGAAGAAACUACAGAAGCUGGAAGCACCAAAAAUACUUCCCAGAAUGACCAUACCAAAAUGUUAGAGACUACAGAAGAAAUUACAGAAGAUGAUAGCAUUGAACACACUUCUCAGAAUGUUGAUACUAAAAUGUUAGAGACUGCCGAAGAAACUACAGAAGCUGGAAGCACCAAAAAUACUUCCCAGAAUGACCAUACCAAAAUGUUAGAGACUACUGAAGAAAUUACAGAAGAUGAUAGCAUUGAACACACUUCUCAGAAUGAUGAUACUAAAAUGUUAGAGACUGCCGAAGAAACUACAGUAGCUGGUAGCAUCGAAAAUACUUCUCAGAAUGAAAAUACCAAAAUGUUAGAGACACUUGGAGCAACAACUGAGGAUGGUUACACCGAAUAUACUUCCCAGAAUUACCAUACCAAAAUGUUAGAGACUGCCGAUGAAACUACAGAAGCUGGUAGCACCAAAAACACUUCCCAGGAUGACUAUACCAAAAGGUUAGAGACGUUUGAAGCAACAACUGAUGAUGUUUACACCGAAUAUACUUCCCAGAAAAUGUUAGAGACUGCUGAAGAAACUACAGAAGAUGGUAGCACUGAACCUGCUUCCCAGAUCAACAUUUCAAAGACUUCUACAGAAGGCAGUAACACCGACUUUACUUCACAGGACCAAACUGAAAUUUCAGAGCCUACUGGAUCAACUGCUGGAGAUGGUAACACCAAGAAUAACCAUGUCGAAAUAUUAGAGUUUGCUGAAGCGAUUGCAGCAGGUGAAAACAUCGAAUAUACUUCUCAGAAUUACGAAGCCAAAAUGUCAGAGACUACUGGACCAAGUACAGAAGGACCUAAUACCAAAUAUACUUCCCAGAAUGAUAUCAAAACAUCAGAGCCGGCUGAACCAACUACAGAAGGAGGUAAUACCGAAUAUUCUGUUCAAAAAUACCUUCAAGAAAUCUCAAAGCCACCUGAAGUAACUACAGAAGAUGGUAGCACAGGAAAUAUUUCCCAGAAUGACUAUACCAAAGUAUCAGAGCCUGAUAGCCCAACUACAGAAACUGGUAACAAAUAUACUUCCCAAAAUGACUACACCAAAGUGUUAAAGACCUUUGAAGUAUCUACAGAAGCUGGUAGCACCAAAAAUACUCCCCAGAAUGAAUAUCCAAAAACGUCAGAGCCUGCUAGACCAACUACACAAGGUGGUAACACCGAUUAUACUGUUCAAAAAUACCCUAGCAAAACACCGAAGUCAACUACUGAAAGUGGUAAAACCGAAAAUACUCCCCAGAAUGACUAUACCAAAGUGUCAGAGCCUGAUAGUCCAAUUACAGAAAGUGGUUUCACUGGAUAUAACUCCCAAAAUGACCGCACCAAAAUGUCGAAGGCCUCUGAAGUAACUACAGAAGGAGGUGACACUAAAUUUACUUUUCAAAAUCCUACCAAAACGUCAGAGACUGCUAGACCAACUACAAAAGGUGUUGACACCCAUUAUACUACCCAAAAAUAUUCUACCGAAAUUCCAAGGACAUCUGAGGUAACUACAGAAUAUGGUAGAACUGAAAAUACUUUCCCCUAUACCAAAAGGCCAAUGCCCAAUGGAGUGACUGAAAAAGUUGCCCCGAAUGUUGAUUUCAGAAUAAAGAAUGUAACAAGUACAAGUUUCGUUUUGGAAUGGGAAGAGCCAGAGGAAAAAGAGGAUUUAUUGAAAUACCAUAUUGUUAUUAAGAAGAAAAAGUCUCAUUACAUAAAUAAUCAGUGUUACCGCUACCAAAAAUUCAAAUUUACGAAGGAAUAUAAUGAAACGUUCUUUAAGUUUACUAAUGCAAGCCCAAACCAUCUAUAUGAAGUAAAAAUUGUAGCUGAAUACGACAAUAGUAACAGCACAGGAAUAAUAAAACAAGUUAUGACCAAAAGUUCUAAAUCAACUCAGCCUUUGAAUGUAAAACUGACCGUAAAUACUCAUAACGUCUGUUAUCCAGACUUACAAUCGUACAAUGUAACACUAGAAUUGAAGUGGGAGUUACCAUGCAACACGAAUGGUGAAUUGGUGAAAUUUGUAAUUGAUACAUCAGAGAUCGUCGACAUUGGCGAUGAAACAUACAAACCUACAGGAAACAAGUGGAAAUUUACCGUUCCCAGGAAUGGAAAUAUAAGAAACGAAACAUAUGGCCUUGUUGUUGGAAAUCUGAACGCUUCAUGUCAUUACGAUGUCACUGUAGUACCUAUAACCACAAAUCAUGCACUUGGUGUUGCUGCCCAUGAGUUAUCUGAGCGGACCAAAGCAGGAUGUCCUAUGGAACCAAGAGAAAUUUCGUCAAAUACAUCAAGUGACAAUUUCGUACUCCACUGGAUGGAACCAGUGCCGUUCAGAGGGAAAAUCCUGGAUUAUAAUGUUAUUAUACUAAAAUCUAGUCCGAAACACCCAAUACCAAAUUCUACAGACUGUCCGAAAAACCUUAACUUGUCUAAUUAUAAACAUACAACAGAGUUCACCUAUUUCAACUUCGAUCAAGCUCAGCCGAAUUUCAUUUAUUUCUAUGAAAUAUCAGCGAGGACCUCAGCUGGUACAGGAAAGUCCUCAGGAAGAAAACAUGUUUCAACUCAACCUAAAGAAUCCGAACCGAUAAGACAUCUAACAAUAAAGGUGGAAGAGACGAUCAAAUACGAAAAAUACGAGAACAAAAUUCAGAUUAAAUUCAAGGAACCCUGCAACACGAAUGGAAUGUUUCUUUAUUACAAUAUAGAAAUAACAGGAACCAGAUAUGGAUAUCCCACAACAAGUUAUCAGAUCACAAAAACAGAAAGGACAGGAACAAUUCAUGAUCAUAUUUUGAGAGAACCAGAAUAUUUUUUCAACAUUUCUAUAACGGCAGUGACAGAGGAUCAUACUUCACCAACUGUGAGUAGCGUCAUUAGGACAAAAGCUGCGAUUCCAACCGUGAAUGAGAAGAAGAUUAAUUAUUUUAUGGAUGAGAAUAGCCCAACCAGUAUGAAAAUAGUUUUAGAUAAGGAAUUGUUCAGUAACAAGACUGGCAAUGUUAGUAAUUAUGCUAUUUUUCUUUACGAACGUGUUACGAGUGGUUCGAUUCCCAAAGAACCUAGUUUUGGGAGUUGGAAUCAAACCUGUUCGGGAGUGGAUAACACGACGUAUCCUUCAAUUAGAGCUGAUAAAAUCUACCGAGUUACCGACUUGAAGUGGAACCCAUUCUCAGGUGGAAAUAAAGUUUCCGUGUUUUUUGGAAAAAAAGAAACUUGCCCUACCAAUAACUUUUGUCGACCUUUAAAAGAAAAAACCAAUUAUAUAAUCGUCGUGAGAGGUUUCACCAAAAAUACUUGUAGAGACGUUUUUAUAUCUUUCGAAACAGGUGUCAGUACUUCAAGUGUAGGCCUGUAUCUGGUUUUGAUAUUUCUCUUGGUGUUGAUAUUGCUUUUAGGAGUAUAUAUACACACAAAACGGACAAAGUUCUUGGCAAUUAGGUUCAGAAGUAUUCCGGACGCCUCAGUAGAAGAGGCAGUUCCUAGACAUCUCGUAGCAGUAAAAAAUUUCAAAGCCUACUACAAUAAACUUCAAAACGACCCCACAAUACUGAGAAAGCAAUACGAAGAAAUCGAUGACGAAACCAAAAAGUAUAAAGAAGAAUGUGUCAAAAGUACAUUCGCAUUGAAACCAGAAAAUAAAAGGAAGAACAGAUAUACGAAUAUACUGCCAUAUGAUGAGUAUCGUGUCAAACUCAAUAUCGAUGAAGAUGACGAAAUAAGCUCAGACUACAUAAACGCGUCUUAUAUAAGGGGAGUAUCAGGCGAAGUGGAAUACAUUGCAACGCAAGGACCCCUCGAACAUACAUGCAAAGACUUUUGGAAGAUGGUAAUCCAAGAAAAUAUAGUGGUAAUAGUGAUGGUUUCACAAUUCAUUGAGAAAGAAAAGGAAAAAUGUUUCAAAUAUUUCCCUAACAACCAUGAAAAUAUGAUGAUAUGUGAGGAUCUCGAAGUAAAAUGCCUUACAGAGCUACAAUUUGACACAUAUUGUGUAAGGACUUUGUUAGUUAGAAAGGAUUUAAAACGUUUGAGCGUUGUCCACAUGCAGUAUUUAGAUUGGCCAGAUUUUGGCUGCCCUUCUGGUACUUAUAAGAUGUUAUCUUUUUGCGAGGAAGUGAGGGAGAGAAUACAACUUGAGAAAGGACUGAUGGCUGUACACUGCAGCGCUGGGGUCGGUAGAACAGGCACAUUGAUAUCCUUGGAUAUUUUACUACAAACAAUGCGAAGAAAAAAAGAAAUCAGCGUAUUUGAAUGCGUUAUGGAUCUAAGAAAACAGAGGACACAUAUGGUACAAACGGAAAAACAAUAUGUGUACAUUCAUACCUGCCUAAAAGAUGUUUUGGAGAACAGUUCCCUAUAUUCAUUUGACGAAACGAAGAAUACUGAAGGGCAUGUGUAUCAGAAUAUAACAAACGAAAGAGUUCGUUCAAAAAGAGGUACACAAUGUGAAGAGAGUGAGAGUGUCUUCUAGUAUUACAAAAGUAUUACAACAACCAGACAAGACUGUUUCAUUUGAAAAUUACAAUGAAAUGGACUACGAUUGUGAUUUUUUUACAGUAUUUUCAUUCCAGUUAGGAACUCGAGAACUAUUUGAAUUGCUCAGUAUAACUGUUGAUAUUAAAAGAAAAUUCAACAUCAGAAAAUGUACAUUAAACUAUUGAUACUUAAAAUUCUGAAAAAUUAUAUUAUUUGUUAUAAAA